This is a messenger RNA of Dermacentor silvarum, 1052 nucleotides long. Its product is annotated as multiple myeloma tumor-associated protein 2 homolog. The coding region runs from base 266 to 856 and encodes 196 amino acids. The transcript is spliced from 6 exons. The record is from RefSeq and is a predicted model, not a curated record. Lineage: Eukaryota; Metazoa; Arthropoda; Arachnida; Ixodida; Ixodidae.
CAAGCCAAGUGCGACGAUUGUUGUGGUUUGGCUAGUUUGCGGUGUGUACUUACGGUUGUACCGAAGGGUAGCUCUGAAAUCGCUUUUAAUAAUGGAUCGAUCAGUUCCUCUAUUUUCCUGCUUCUGCUUGCUUUAAUUGAUUUGCAGCUUCCACCUUAAUUAAGUCUUCUUCUAAGGUUGCUAAAUGCAAACCGUUCAGAUGUUGUGUUGCCUUUGAGGUUAGUAGUAUCAAGGAAGGAAGCGUGUCGACGGUUAAUUUGGAAAUAUGUUUCAUCCUGUUCGUGGUGGUACACGCGGUGGCGCCGACCAGUUUAACUGGGAAGACGUCAAGGAAGAUAAAUACCGGGAAAACUAUCUGGGGCACUCUCUUCGGGCGCCGGUGGGACGAUGGCAGAAAGGCAAGGACCUGACGUGGUAUGCCAAAGAGAAGCAGCAGGCUGCUUCAACAUCAAGGCAGAAUGAGGUGGCAGCUGCCAAGAAAGCCGAAGAGGAAGCCAUGCUUGCAGCAUUGGGCUUCGCCACGCCAGCAAAACCGACACAUCAGCCACUAAGCAAAGCGGAGGUGACUGAGGCACUGCGCAGAGGCGAUGACGGCAGAGAUGAGGGAGAUGCCGACCGAGUCUCAGGUGUGGGCACCAAUGCAAGAGGCGACUUCUGUACUCGUGGAAAACGGCCAGCUGAAGGUGUGGAGUUUAUUUCCCAUGCCACCGCUCAAGAUAGUCGCCAGGCAGAGAAAGAAGAGAGCUCCAGCAAGAAGCACAAGUCUGAACACAAGAAGGAGAAGAAAUCCAAGAAGCAUAAGAAAGAAAAACACAAGAAGAAACACAAACACCGGAGCCGGCGGUCUCCCAGUUAAUGCGCAGUGAUCACAUGUAAAGAUAAUCUUGCCAACUUUUAUGUCACAGUACCGAACACAUGGUUUAUGCUGUGUAGGUUUUCGCAUCUGUAGACAGUGCUAGGAAAAAGGGAGAAGGGUGGUAGCUUUUUGAGGACGGGGGCCAUCGUCGCUAUCGUCUGAAAUGUGCGAGGAAUAAACGUGUUUGAACCACGUG